This is a messenger RNA of Capsicum annuum, 614 nucleotides long. RefSeq lists its product as uncharacterized. The transcript has a single exon. The record is from RefSeq and is a predicted model, not a curated record. NCBI's taxonomy places the organism in Eukaryota, Viridiplantae, Streptophyta, Magnoliopsida, Solanales, Solanaceae. The coding region runs from base 120 to 434 and encodes 104 amino acids.
CCUUCCUAAUCCUCUUACAAAUACCCUCCCUACAAAUACCCUCCAAAAUCACAACAUUUUUUUUUCAUCAAGAAUUACAUAAACAAACAUCAUCAACGUAACAUUAAUUUCUAGCCAUAAUGUCUAGCAUUCAUUCAUCGAUGAUUUUCGCCGAGACGAUUUCAUGGUAUUGUGCAUUGUUCUUGGCAAUUAUGUUGGUGUUGAGCUGCUGUGAAUCCAGUGAGAAUGAUCAUCAAUUCAUAGUGCAAAUGCAAGGGAAUAAUUAUAACAAGGCAUGUGAUGAAAUAUAUGUUGUGAAAGAAGGAGAAACAUUGCAUACAAUAAGUGAAAAAUGUGGUGAUCCUUUUAUUGUUGAAGAGAAUCCACAUAUUCAUGAUCCUGAUGAUGUUUUCCCUGGCUUAGUUAUCAAGAUUACUCCUUUCAAGAAUCUCUAGAGAAAAGGGAAAGUUACACAUUUGGUCACUCGAUAAAAAUUUAUCUACGUUCGUUAGCCAAUAUACAUAUGUGUAUUAUGUGUAUAUUAUAUAUUUGUCGAUUAUGUUUUGGGUGAACGGCUAUUUAUGUGAAUUUCCCUCCCAAAAAAUCUUGUAGUAGUUUGAUUAUCUUUAAGUAUA